UAGGCUCCGGGACGUCGGAACGGCUGCUCGGUGUCACCGGAGCUGCCCCCCCCCCCGGGGAUGCCAGGACCUCCGAAAUGUGGAUAUUGUGAAUCCCCGUAGCUCUGCCCAUCCCGUGGACCUCGGGGAAGCACCACCAGCAGUUGUCACACACACCUGGGGACGGCAGUAGCCUUGAGAACAUCGGAACAGGCUCCGGAUGUCACCCAAGCUGCCUCCAGAAACCCCAGUGUCUCCAGAAUAUGGACAUCAGGAAUCUCUUUAUCUCUGCCCAUCGCCACGGGGGCAGCAGGGAACCACACCUGCACUGGUCACACGCACAGGGACACACAAAGCCAUUGGGGACACCAGAAGGGGAUCCACGUGUCGCCAAAUCUGCCUCCAGAAACUCUGCCUGUCGCCGCGGGGACAUCAGGGAGCUGCCACCAGCACGCUGCUCACAUACCCAUGCAGACAUAUGGACCUGGAGACACCCCACAUCCAGCUCUGGACACCUCAAUUCAGAGCUCUGCCCCGGUGGGAGCCACGUGGGGGUAAGGGGAGACAACAGCGGGGACUGCUGUGCGGCGGCAGCGCGGAAAGAGUUAACACCAUCGAGUCUCGGUCCGCCGAGCGGCGCGGAGCGGCCCUUGGUGGGACACGAGUGCUUCCGGGAGUGCGGGUCGAGGGCGGCGGAGGCUGCGUGACCGUCGAGGCCAUGGAGCAGCCGGAUGAGCCACUCAGAGUGUGGGAUGGGGAUGGGGACACAGAGCCCGGUGACCACCAAGGCACCGUGGAGACCCCUGAGGUGGACACCCCUGACAGCCUGAUGACAUCUCCACUGCCACCACCAUCCCCGGAGCUGGACUGGCCCUGGGGGCUGCCCCCCACAUCCCCUCCAAGCGCUCGGAAGCCCUACAAGUGCACGGAGUGCGGCAAGGCUUUUGGGCAGAGCUCGCACCUGAUGCGGCACCUGGGCACCCACACGGGCGAGAAGCCCUACAAGUGCGGUGCCUGCACCAAGAGCUUCACCCAGAACUCCAACCUGCUCCAGCACCAGCGCACCCACACUGGUGAGAAACCCUACGAGUGCAGCGCCUGCGGCAAACGCUUCGGCUGGAGCUCCAACCUCAGCCAGCACCGCCGCCUCCACAGCGGCCAGAAGCCCUUCCAGUGCACCCAGUGCGACAAACGCUUCAGCGAGAGCUCCCGCCUGGUGGAGCACCAGCGCACCCACACUGGUGAGAAGCCCUACCUCUGCCCCGACUGCCCCAAAACCUUCAGCCGCAGUUCCCACCUUGUCCGUCACCGCCGCCUCCACGCUGCUGAGCAGGGACCCAGCCCGGCCCUGGCCGUGCGGCAGGGGCUCUGAGGGGCUCGCCAGGCUGAUGGGAGGAGGCAACGAUUUUUCUGUGGCACGUGGUUUGCCCUCUUGGUGCCCAUCAUCAACAGAGAGAUUGGUGGAAGAUCCAUGAUGUGACCUACGGUUGCUGCAGCCCUUCUCUGGUGGCCCCUGCGGGCAGGGUUUGGCCCUGUGGGCGUUUGUCAUCAACACAAAGAUUUCAGGAAGAUCUGUGAUGUGGCCACGGGGUCUUAGAGCUCCUCCGUGGUGGCUACAGGGAUGUGGUCAGGACCUGCUGGGCACUGCAUCAACACAAAGACUUAGGGAGGACCUGUGAUGUGGCCAGCGGCUCCUGUGGCUUUUCUGUGGUGGCCUUGUGGACAUGGUGUGAUUCCAUCAACACCUGUUGUUGUGGGGAACCCAUGUGGGCAAAAAGCCACAAGGCUGUGGACAGGACUGGCCACAAAGUCUCCCGUGAUGUGGUCAGUGGCUACGCAGCCCUUCUGUGGUGGCCAUGGGAUGUGGACAGGCCCUUUUGGUGGGCAUCCUCAACACAAAGACUUGAGAAGGGCCAAUGGAAACAUGAGUUGGCUCCGCUGGUGCCCCCAUUGGCUCUUGCAGAAGCCACGUGGGCCACUGGAGGUGGCACUGAGGCUAAGCAUGGACACAGAGCCUUGGGGAGGACCUGUGAUGUGGCCCAUGGCUACUGCAGCCCUCUUGUGGUGGCCGUGUGCCCGUGAUCCAGCUCCACUGACACCCAUCAUCUGCUGGGUGAGAGCCUCACGGGCAAGCAGUGGGGUAGGAGGGGAUUUUUAAGGAAAAAAGUUGCAUUAAUGGCACUAAAUGAGUCCUUAAAACCUG
This is a messenger RNA of Numida meleagris (helmeted guineafowl), 2182 nucleotides long. Its product is annotated as zinc finger protein 239-like. The record is from RefSeq and is a predicted model, not a curated record. The coding region runs from base 200 to 1351 and encodes 383 amino acids. The transcript is spliced from 4 exons. Lineage: Eukaryota; Metazoa; Chordata; Aves; Galliformes; Numididae. Gene Ontology annotation, molecular function: DNA-binding transcription factor activity, RNA polymerase II-specific; RNA polymerase II cis-regulatory region sequence-specific DNA binding. Gene Ontology annotation, biological process: negative regulation of transcription by RNA polymerase II; regulation of cytokine production; regulation of immune system process.